This is a messenger RNA of Cadophora gregata, 1762 nucleotides long. RefSeq lists its product as uncharacterized. Gene Ontology annotation, cellular component: mitochondrion. The transcript is spliced from 3 exons. Lineage: Eukaryota; Fungi; Ascomycota; Leotiomycetes; Helotiales; Ploettnerulaceae. The coding region runs from base 53 to 1522 and encodes 489 amino acids. The record is from RefSeq and is a predicted model, not a curated record.
ACAACAAUUUUCCCCCUUCCCUCACAACACCACAAAUACGACAUAACCCACGAUGUCCACCACAUUCCGCCUCACCUUCCUCUACCCACCAUCGCUCUUCCGCCCUUGUUCCACACGCACAUUCGCUUCUUCAACACGGAAAAUACAUUCUCGAGCGAGACCGCGAGCGCGAGUACGAAUACCCCAGUUAAGAUGUCUGUUUAGUGAGCGCUGUUUCAGUUUGGGUUCGAGUUUUGGGGGUAGGACAAGAGCUGGGGCUAGGGUUGGGACUGGAAUUGCGAAUACAAAUGGAAAUGGAAAUGGAAGUGGAUCAGUCUUGGGACUAAGGCGGAAUUUCUCCACGACACAGAGGAGGGGCGAGAGGGUCUUGAAAAGGCAUGGGAAAGCGGUUGAGCCAUUAGUGGCGGAAGAGCAGAGAGAGAAGGAGAUUUUGGAUGGGGCGAAAACUCCAAAGCCAGAGGAGAGGACAAGUACGGAUGGCAAGGGGAUGGGGGGCGUGACAGAAGGAAGUGCGAAGGAAGUGGAGGAAGAAAAUCCGAAAGAGAAGGACGUUGCGAAAGAACCUUCUUCUGCAGCGCCAUUAUCAGAGGAGACACAAGCUGCUGCGAAAAUACCUGGUGAUGAGGGAGCUAGGAUCGUGGUUGCAACUGCAACUGGAACGAAUACUGGGAAUGAACAAUCUGGAAAUGGGAAACAAGAAACAGCCACACCUACAAACCCCUCCACUUCCUCUACCGCCACUACUGCCUCAACAACGGCUACCCCUGCCAAUCCUCUCGAAACUGUCCUCCAUAUGCCACCGCCAGAAACAGCAGAGGAGGAAAAUGCCUCGAAACCACCGCACUUGCAAACACCGCCUUAUGUCCAUCAUUUUGAUACUUAUACCCUGGUGCAGCAAGUUGAGGCGGGUGGUUUCACGAAUGAUCAGGCGAUUACUAGUAUGAAGGCUGUGAGGGGGUUGCUUGCGCUGAAUUUGGAUGUUGCGAAGAAGGGGUUGGUUAGUAAGAGUGAUGUUGAGAACGAAACAUACCUCUUCCGCGCCGCAUGCUCAGAACUCAAAACCGAGAUCCAAAAUACACGCAAGAAGAACGAGGAAACCAUGCGUAGGGAACGGACAUUGUUACAACAUGAAGUGGAUAUCUUGAAUCAGAAACUCAGCCAGGAGUUAUUGACCCUGAAGGAUGAUCUAAAGGGCAUGUUUGAUGAUAGGAAAAUGAGCGUUAGGAUGGAACAGAGAACUAUGGAGAGUAAAAUCCAAGAACUCAACUACAAAAUCACCGUCCUGCUCAACAGCGACAGCAAAUCGGAAAUCGAAGGCCUCCGCUGGGUCUUAACCCGUCGCUCCGUUAUGGGCAUCCUCUUCAUGGCGUUUAUGGUUCUUACGUCGUUGAGAUAUGCGAGUUAUAAGAGUCAUGAAGAUGAGAUUCGUGCGAAGAAGAAGGAGGAAGUCAUUAAGGUGGAAGCGGCUAUGGGGGGUGACAUGGAUGCUAAGAGCGCGGCAGAGAUUUUGGCUGCUAAUUGAUGAUGAGGAUGGGGUUGAGGGUAGGAGGUGUUUGACAGUUGUCAGUUGGAGCUUGAGAGACGGAUGGUUGAUUGAGAGAAAAUUGUCCCCGGGCAAAACAAACUUCUCGAGAAGGCAAGCGAUUGCCCCUCUAGCGCUUCGGAGCCAAGGCAGUAGCCGAGGACAGAUCUACCUUGAAAGUAAAUAGAACUAGAGAUACCCCUACAGUUUGUACUCCUGAACAUAUAAAAGUCCCACAUG